UAAAAUAACAAAAAUAGAAUAAAAUUAAAUUAAAAUAAAAAAAUGUCAGUAAGAAUACCGCCAUCCCACCACCACCACCUCUUUAUCAGCAACACCCAAUCCUCCUUUUUCAACACUAAAUCAAGAAAACCACAAUCAUUUGUUAAAUUUUCCGUCCAAAAUCGCUCUUCUGACGCCAAUACUUCUCUCAACAACUCACGCAAGCUAGUAUUAAAGGUGAAAGAGAAGCUUGAGAAAGAUCAUUCCAGUCUCCCUACAGGGAAAAAUGGAAGAGAUGACGAGGAGCUCAUUCUUUGGUUUUUAAAGGACCGUCGUUUUGAAGUAGACGAGGCUAUCUCUAAACUGACCAAAGCAAUUAAAUGGCGACAAGAUUUUCGUGUGUCAGAACUGACAGAAGAAUCAGUAAGAAGAGUAGCUGCAACUGGAAAGUCAUAUGUUCAUGAUUCACUUGAUAUCCAAGGCAGGCCAGUACUAAUAGUAGUGCCAUCAAAACAUACUCCAGAGAUGUUUGAUCGGUCUGAGGACGAGAGGUUAUGUGUGUUUUUGCUAGAGAAGGCAUUAGCUAAACUUCCGGAUGGUAAAGAUGAGAUACUUGGAAUAUUUGAUCUUCGUGGGUUUGGUUUGAAGAAUUCGGAUCUUAAGUUCUUAACAUUUUUGUUUGAUGUGUUGUAUUACUAUUACCCAAGGCGGCUGGGGCAAGUUCUAUUUGUUGAUGCUCCUUUUGUAUUUCAACCAAUUUGGCAGCUUGCCAAGCCCAUAGUAAAGUCAUAUGCUUCUCUGGUAAGGUUCUGCUCGGCGGAUGAUGUGAGAAAGGAGUAUUUUACAGAAUCGUCACUUCCAGAAAGCUUUAGGCAUUGACAGUAUACACCUUUCGAUGUUUAGAAAGAUCGUUGCAAGGUGCCAUUUUUGGUAAUAACUUUAAAAGAACACCAUUGUAUUUUAUAGAGGAGGCAACAUUUUUUAUAUGUUGUAUAUAUACAAUGUAAAUGUUUAGUAUUAGAUUAUAUAUACAUUUGGUUGGCAAUAAGCAACUACCAGAGCCUGUGUUGCAUUUCUUUGUUUCAAGCUUGCAACUCUUUAAUUUAA
This is a messenger RNA of Erigeron canadensis, 1086 nucleotides long. RefSeq names its product CRAL-TRIO domain-containing protein C589.09, mitochondrial. The record is from RefSeq and is a predicted model, not a curated record. NCBI's taxonomy places the organism in Eukaryota, Viridiplantae, Streptophyta, Magnoliopsida, Asterales, Asteraceae. Bases 43 to 858 code for a protein of 271 amino acids. The transcript is spliced from 7 exons.